UCCUCUCCCCUGGAGUUGAUUUGGACUGCUCUCUGGAACAGGUCUUGGAGGAAACUCCAAGGUGAAACAGAAAGAGAUGAAAGGGAGACACGUUUAGACAAGUUCAUGAAGGGAUUGUUUCAGAUUUGCAUGCCGGGUGCUAAACGAGCUUUGAAGGACAGGUUUCUUUGAAAGUAAGGGCAGGAUGGAGGGGGAGUAUGGGCAGGGAAGGAUCAGGGAGCUGCAGGAGCAGAGGAUGGCUGUUCAGAAGAAGACCUACACCAAUUGGAUCAACAAUGUCUUCUCCAAGAACAGGGUGCACAUCUUCAUCAAGGAUGUAUACACCGAGCUGAAGAGUGGGAUCUACCUGAUCCGCCUGCUGGAGCUCAUCUCCGAGACCAAGCUGCCCACUCCCAGCCAGCGGGACAUGAGAGUGCACUACCUGGAGAACAACAGCAUAGCCAUCAAGUUCCUCAAGACCAAGAUUAAAGUAGAUCUGAUUGGCCCAGAGAAUAUCGUUGAUGGGGACCGGACACUGAUACUUGGAUUGAUCUGGAUCAUCAUCCUGCGUUUCCAGAUUGCUACAAUCACCCUAGAAGAGGAUGAGUUUGGUGCCAGUGCGGCCCGCCGCUCUGCCAAGGAGGCCCUGCUCAUCUGGUGCCAGCGCAGGACAGCGGGGUACCCCAGUGUCGACGUGCGGGACUUCUCGGGCAGCUGGAGAGACGGCCUAGCCUUUAACGCCCUCAUCCACGCUCACCGGCCUGACCUGUUUGACUACAGCCGGCUCCGGCAGGACCAGGCUCUGCAGAACCUGAACCAUGCCUUCGGCGUGGCCGAGAGAGAGCUGGGCGUCUCGCGGCUCCUCGACGCAGAAGACGUGGCGGUGCCCCAGCCGGACGAAAAGUCCAUCAUGACCUACGUGUCCCUUUUCUACCACUACUUCUCCAAGAUGAAGCAGGGUCAGACCGGGCAGAAGAGGAUUGCAAAGAUUGUGGGGCUGCUGAAGGAGAUUGACGACCUGAAGUUGCAGUAUGAGAGGAUGGUGUCAGAGCUUCUCAAGUGGAUCAAGACCAAAGUGAUGGAGCUCAACGACCGCUUGUUCCCUAAUUCAUUACAUGGCGUGCAAAGGCUGGUCGCUGUCUUCAAGACAUACCGCACAGUGGAGAAGCCGCCCAAAUACCAGGAAAGGGGAGCCAUCGAGGCUCUUCUCUUCAACCUGAAGACUAAGUUGAGGGCCAACAACCAGAAGGCCUACAUGCCGCCCGAAGGCAAGACGCUGGGGGAUGUGGAGAAGCACUGGAAGCUGCUGGAGAAAGCAGAGCACGAGCGGGAGCGCGCCCUGCAGGGGGAGCUGCUGAAGCUGGAGCGUCUGGAACAGCUGGCACAGAAGUUCGGCCGCAAGGCGUCCCUGAGGGAGGGCUACCUGGCUGACACCGUGGACCUCCUCCGCAAGCAGGACUUCCGGGCCUUCAGCUCCCUGGAGGAGGCCGAAGCUGCCAGCCGCCGCCUGGAGGCCCUCAACACAGACGUCCAGGCCCGCGAGCAGAGGUUCCGUGCGCUCAGCGACAUGGCCGCCAUCAUCGAGAAGGCAAACUAUCACAGCAAGGUCCAGAUCACUAAGAGACAGGAAGAAAUUGACCGGCAUUGGAAACAUCUCCUCCUUCAGCUGAAGAAGUACCAGGAGAGCCUUAGGGGAGCAGUGCAAACGUUGGCACUGUUUAGAGAUAUUGAGGUGGUGUCCCAGGACCUUCAGGAGCUGCAGGUACAGGCCAGCUCGGCAGAUGUCGGGAGGCAGCUGCAUGAUGUUGUGGCACUGCUGCAGAAGCAGGACCUCCUGGACUCCCAGAUCACCUCUCACGGAGAGACUUUGCGCAGUAUCAGCCGGCAGGCUGGAGCAGGCCGGCACAGUGACCCUAAGCAGGUCCAGACCCGGAUACAAGCUCUCAAUACCCAGUACCACAACCUGGUGUCCCAGAGCAAGAGCAGGAGCCAGGCACUACAAGAACAGCUGAAGCUGUUUGAGUUUUUCCGGGACUGUGAGGAGGUGGAAUCCUGGAUCUACGAGAAGUGGCAGGUGGUGCGCACAGCCACCCUGGGCCGGGACCUCAGCCAAAUCCUCCUCACCAUCCAGAAGCACAAGGCUCUGGAGGCUGAGGUGCAAUCCCAUGAGACUCUCUGCACUUCUGUGAUUAAGAGAGGUCAGAACCUCUGCAAGAAAAGGCACCCCAGUGAGCGGGAUAUCCAGAAGUGGACUGAGGCCUUACAGAAACAGUGGCAGCAGCUAAAAGACGAAGUAGCCAACCGCAAAACCCGACUGGAGGCUGCCAGCAUCAUCAAGCAGUACUUUGCUGACGUGAACGAGGCAGACUCCUGGCUGCGCGAGCGGCACCCUCUGCUUACCACUGAGGACUGUGGGAAGGACGAGUCCAGCGCUGACGCCCUGCUGCAGCGCCAUCUGCGGCUGGAAAAGGAGGUUGUAGCAUAUGCCUCUGAGGUGAAGAGGCUGGGAGAGCAGGCCAAGAUCGCCGCCCUGCAGGCUCCUCUCACUGCAGAGCCCCAGGAGAAUAAGAACGCAAGAGACAGCCCAUCCUCAGAGGAUGAAGACAAGGGUGCUGAAAGAGGGAGGCCUGCAACCCGAAGAGCAGGCAGGGUCACCCAGGUGGCCCCCAGGAUGCAGGAGGAAGCUCAAGCUCACAUUGGACAGGCCAAGAUCAGAUUCAAAUACAGAGGUGAGAAGGUCACUCUGGACAAAGGAGAGAUGGUGGAGGUCUUGAAUAAACCCAACAAGGAAAACUGGCUGGUGAAGGACAGCAGGGGUCAUGAACUCUUGGUCCCUGUCUUCUACAUCACUGAGCUCCAGGCCAAGGUGCAGCCUGUGCCUCCAGCUCUGAAGAAUGGGGUUCUGGAGAGCCCACCUCAGAAGGUCAGCCGGCCUCGGCGUAGUCGCUCCAUGCGCCGCGGGACCACAGAGAUCCAAUCCUCCUCAGUGCCAGACCCACACUUUCAGAAGGACACCAUCGCUAGCACACAGAGUGUCCUUGACAGUGACUUCCACAGCCUCUGUAGGAUGGCUCAGUCCAGGAGGAAAGCCCUGGAGGAGAUGAUCCGGCUGCACCGCUUCUACAGCGCCUGCCACGGGUUCGAGUCCUGGAUGGAUGACAAGGAGAAUGUCCUCAACACUUUCCAGUCCAAUUCGGAGAAUGUGGAGGCCAUGCAGGUCAAGUAUGAGAACUUCCUGACGGAGCUUGCUAGCGGGAAGGGACGGCUUGAUGGCCUCACCCAGCUGGCAGACGAGCUGGUGAAAAGCAGGCACAGCAAGCAGGGGGAGAUCUUGUCAAGACAGAGCCAGGCCAACCGCAGGUGGGAAAGAAUGCAAAAGCUGAAGGAUGAGAAGGCACGAGAGCUGCUGGGGAAGGCAGACGUCAAGUCCUUCCUGCAGAGCUGUCAGGAUGCCCGGGUCCUGCUGGAGGAGAAGAGGACCCAGCUGGAGGGCCCUGACAUGGGCACCUCGUCAUCUGCCCUGAAGACAGAGCAGCGCAGACACUCGCAGGUUGAACGUGAGAUCCAAGCUUUAGAGAGGAAGAUUGAGUACCUGAAAAAUGUAGCCCAAAUGAAGAAAGACUCAAGCCCAGCAGAGAGUGAAGCCAUCAUGGAGGAGGUGCGCAGCCUGGAGAGGCUGCUGGGGAGGGUGAAGGAGGGGGCCAGGCAGAGGCACAGGAAGCUGGACGAGGGCGUCCGCAGGCAGCGCUUCCUCCAGGAGAGCCGGGAUUUGCUCCUGUGGGCGGAGGCCAUGCGCGAGCAGCUGGAUGGAGAGGAGAGCGCCUCCGACGUGGCAUCUGCCCAGAGACUGCUCAAGGAGAACCAGGACCUCCGCAAGGAGCUGGACUCCCAGCGGGAGAGGAUGAAGGCGAUGGAGGAGCUCGGGAAUUCCCUGGCCCACUCCUCUCCGGCCAACGCCAGCGAGGUCCGCCAGACACAGGGCAAGCUGGCACGCGAGUGGGCCGAACUGGACAAACUGUGGGUGAAGAGGAACAGGCGGCUGGAGGAGGGAGUGGAGCUGCAGACGUUUAACCGCGAGGCCGAUCGGGUCGAGGCGGCGCUGUCCAGCCACGAGGCCCGGCUGAGAGUGCAGGAUCUCGGGGACUCCGUAGACAGUGUCCACAGCCUACUUGGGAGACAGGAGGAGCUGGAGAGUCUGCUGAACACACUGGAUCAGAGGAUAGGACUCUUGCAGGACAGGGGCAAAGACCUUACUCGCAAAGGCCACUUCGCUGCCAAACAAAUCCAGCAGAGGGCGCAAGCUAUCCAGCAGAAGAGGGAUGAACUGGGAGAGAGAAGCAAGCAGAGGAAGACGAUGCUUCUGGCCUCGAAGAAUUUUCAGGAGUUUAACCGGGAUGCAAGCGAGCUCCUGAUGUGGAUGGACGAGAAGUUCAAGAUCGCUGAGGACGAGUCGUAUCGCGACCCCACCAAUGUCCUGCGCAAGCUGAAGAGACACGAGGCGGCCGAGAGAGAGAUGCUGGCCAAUCAAGUGCGAGUGGACACGCUGAAAGAAAAGGGGCAGGGGCUGCUGGCGCAGAGUCCCUACCAACGCCAGGCCAUCCAGGACAGGACGGAGGAGGUGUGCUCCAGGUGGGAGGAGCUCCAGCGGAAGAUGACGGACAGGGGGGACAAGCUGAGGCAGGCCGGCCAGCAGGAGCAGCUGAUGGAGCUGCUGCAGGAUGCCAGGGUGAAAAUCGAGGCCCUCGAGAGGAUGCUGCGGGACGCUGGGAAGGGUCACGACCUGCGCUCCAGCCGGCAGCUGCUGAAGGAGCACCGCGAGCUGGAGAAGGAGGCGCAGGAGCUCGCCGACAAGAUGAACGCCAUCGUCAGCCGGGCCAGGAGCAUGGCCACGGACCACUUCGACUCCGACCGCAUCCUGCAGGAGACCGAGAAGUACCUGACAUGGUUUGAGUCUCUGCAGGGCCCGCUUGCACACCGGAGGACCCAGCUGGAGACGUCCGUGGCCCUGUUUGAAUACUAUCAUGACGUGGACUUUGAGCUGAACUGGAUCUCAGAGCGCCUCCCUCUGGCCAUCUCCACUAACUACGGGAAAUCUUUGGCCAGCGCACUGAGCCUGCUGCAGAAACACAAGGACCUGCAGGCAGAGGUGAACGCCCACAGGCAGCAUGUCAGCCGCGUGCUGAAGAAGGGGGGCGUCAUGGCCGAGUCGCGUCAGUUUAGGGCCGAGGACGUUCUGGAGAGGAGCCGGGAGCUGAAGCUGGAGUGGGGGAAGCUGGAGAAAGCCUGCGAGGACAGGGCUUCCUGUCUCCACUGGGCUGUCACCCACCAGCAGAUUGUGCUGGAUACCGCCGAACUGGAGGCCUGCGUGUCGGAAACGCUGCCCCUGGUCAGCAGCGACGACUAUGGCAAGAACGAGCAGGCCACUCUCAGCCUCAUCAAGAAGCACAAGGUGGUCGGCGGGGAGGUCGAGGCGCUGUGUGAGCAGGUGGGCGAGCUGCGUCACAGGGCGGAGCGAGCCUCACAGGAGAGAGGGCAGAAGGGCUUCGAUGAGGUGGACUGGCCUCAGGACCGCCUGCAGAGCCAGCUGGGCAAACUGCAGCACCUCGCCGCAAUCAGGUCCCAGCGACUGGAGGAGGCGUUCCGAUUCCACGAGUUCAGCCGCGAGUCCGGGGAGCUGGAGGACUGGAUCGCUCAGCAGAGACAGGCUGCAUCCUCCGAGGACUAUGGGAAUGAUUACGACCAUGUGCAGCACCUGCAGGGGAAGUUCGAUGUGCUCCAGAGGCAGCUGGAGGUGGGCACGGAGAGGGUACACAGCUGCCAGGGACUUGCUGAUUCGCUUAUCUUGCACGGGCACCCGCAGGCUCGCCAGGUUCAGGAGCUGCAGGACCGCCUCAGGCGCUCCUGGGAGGAACUGCUGGAGUUGGCCCGGGUUCGAGGGGAGAAGCUGCAGGAUGCUGAAGAAUAUCACAGAUUCUACCGAGACCUGACAGAUGCCCUGAACCACAUAGAGGAAAAGUACAAGAGCAUUCCCGACGACAUUGCGAAGGACCUGAGGGGGGUUUUGGCGCAGCUCCGCAAGCACGAGGCGCUGGAGCACGAGCUGGCCGGCAACGAGCAGCAGCUGCAGGAGCUGCUGGACUCUGUGGAGCCCAUCCUGGAGCGCUGCUCCCAGGAGCAGGCCUCUUUGCUGCAGGACCGGCAGCAGGCGGUGGUGGAGCGCUGGGAGAAGCUGCGGGCUCGGGUGGAGCAGCGGCGCGAGGAUCUGGAGCAAGCUAGCCGCCGCUACCGCUUCCUCAACACGGUGCAGGACUACUUCCUCUGGUGUGCUCAGGUACUGAGCUACAUGAAGGCAGAGGUGUCCAUCCGGGACGUGUCCACCAGCAACAUGCAGCUGAUGCAGCACCAGCAGCUCUGGGCCGAGAUACAGGCCCGUGAGGAGACCUUCCACCAGGCAGUCACAAUGGGCCAGGAGCUGCUGCAGGAGGAGAUUCCUGCUCCCAAGGAGGUCAGGGACAAGCUCGGAGCUCUGCAUGCGGAAAGAGCAAAGCUGCAGGAGCACUGGAAUUGUAAGAAGCUCUGGCUGGAGGCCACCUUCCUGGAGCAGGUCUUCUACAGAGACAUUGCCCACAUGGAGAAGCUCAUGAACACACAGGAGAUCCACCUGAAAAGCAGUGAUCUUGGAGCUUCUGUAGAUGAGACAGAGAGGCUCAUUAAACGUCACGAGGCCUUCGAAAAGCUGCUGAGCUCCCAGGAGGAGAAGGUAAAAUCACUCCAAGAGCAAGCUGAGAGGCUGAAGAAAGAGGACGUUAAAAAGGAGAAUGCAGCGCACAUUCAACACAAGCUAAAGGCUGUUCUGGAAAGGAGGAGUCGCAUCAAGGAGCUGUCUGCACGACGCAGGGAGGAGCUGUCCACAGCCAGGCUGUUUUCUGUCUUCAACAGAGACCUGGCAGAGGCGGAGGGAUGGAUUUCAGAGAGAAUGCAGAAGAUGCAGGAUGAUUCCAAGAAGGACCUGAGCGACCUGCAGGUUAAGAUGAAGCUGUUGCAGAAACACCAGGCUUUCGAAGCAGAGAUCCUGGCCCACGAGGAGAUCAUCACUUCUGUCCUGAAGACAGGAGAAGAGCUGGUCACGUUACGCCAUCCCAAAUCCUCUGAGGUGCGCCGGGGUGCCAGAGUGCUUAAUGACCACUGGGAGGCGCUGAAGAGGGCAGUGGCAGCAAGAGGAAAGGUGCUGGAGGACAAUAGGGACUUCCUGGAGUUUCUGCAGAAGGUGGAUCAGGUGGAGGCCUGGAUCCGACAGAAGGAGGUGAUGAUAAAUGUGGGAGAUGUUGGAGAGGAUUAUGAACAUGGCCUGCAGCUGCUGAAGAAGCUCAAUGAGUUCAGAGGGACAGGCUCAGGGGAAGUAACAGUGGACGAUGCCCACAUCAAGGCCAUCAAUGCUCUGGCUGCGCGGCUUGAGAGACAGCACAAAGAGGAAGUGACCACUGUACGCCAGCGCAGACAGCAGAUGAAUGACAGAUGGAGCAGUUUCCACGGCAACCUGAGCAGGUACAGGAAAAAGCUGGAGGGGGCGCUAGAGGUCCAUGCACUGAUCAGAGAGCUGGAGGAGCUCCGGGAGAGGUCGGGGGAGAAGAGCUUGCUGAUGCAAGGGCUGGACUAUGGGCAGGAUGUGCCGAGCGUGGAGAACCUGAUUCGUCGGCACGAGGAGACCGAGCGAGAGAUUGGCAUCAUCCAGGAGAAAGCAGCGGCCCUGGAGAAGGAGGCUAAGACCAAGGUGAAGACCCAGCCAGUGAUGGCAGAAAAGCUGAACAGAAAGCAGAAAGAGAUGAGAGAUGCCUGGCUGAAACUGGAGAAAGAGGCGAAAGUGAGGAAAGAGAAGCUGCAGGCGUCUCUCCAGCUGCAGAUGUUCAAGGCAGACCAGCGCCCUCUAUUGGACUGGGUCCUCAAAGUCACCACACAGAUGGGUGAAAGUGGGCUGCCUAAGAACAAGGCAGAAGCUGAGCAGUUCAUUGCAGAGCACCAGAACACAAAGGCAGAGAUAGAUGCACGUGGAGACCGCUUUGAUUCUGUGAAGAAUUUGGGCCAAGGUCUGGUCAGGUCUGGUCACUAUGCAUCCUCAGAGAUCCGUCAAGCACUCAGCAAACUGGACGAAGCUCGGACUGGACUGAACCGGGUUUGGCAGGACCGUAGCCAGAAAUUGGAUCAGGCUCUGGAGCUCCAGGUUUUCUAUGGCUGUGUGGAACAGUGUGAGAGCUGGCUCAGCAACAAGGAGGCCUUCCUGGCCAAUGAAGACCUUGGGGACUCCCUGUCUGGGGUGGAGACUCUCCAGAGGAAGCAUGCCCUGUUCGAGAAGGCAGUGGAGGCUCAGCUUGAGAACGUGGAGACAGUGGAGAGAUUCGCCCGGCAGCUUGUGCAGAAACGACACCCCCACUCCGGCGACAUUCAGAGCAAGAGUAAAGCAGUGCUGCUCAGGAAGGAGAAGUUAAUGGAGAACAGCGCAAUUCGCAGGAGGAGGUUGGAGGAUUCACUGCAGCUCCAGAAAUUCUUGGGCAGCAGUUAUGAGGUGUGCUCCUGGCUUAGUGAGAAGAACACAGUGGCUUUGGAUGAGAGCUGGAGAGACCCUACUAACCUACAGGCCAAGCUGCAGAAACACCAGAGCUUUGAGGCUGAGAUCCUGGCCAAUCAUAACCGUGUGGAGGCUCUUACCAAGGAAGGAGAGAGGAUGCUGGGAUCUGGCCAUUACGCCCAUGAUCAGAUCAGCCCCAGACUGCAGGACCUGCAGGGCAGCUGGGAACAACUCCUGAGCAACUGCAAGGAGAAGAGGUCUCGGCUGCAGGAGGCCUAUGAGGCGCUGCAGUUCCAGCGCUCCCUGGAAGAUGUGGAGGACUGGCUGGCCUCUGUGGAGUCCGAGCUGUUGAACACAGACAACGGGUGUGACCUGCCCGCGGUCUCGCGGCUCCUGAAAGCCCUGCAGGGGCUGGAGGAGGGAGUGGAGGGCCACGUGGAGAGGAUCCAGGGGCUGGUGGAUGCAGCCAAAGAUUUUCGUGCCAAGGGCAACUUCCUGGCCGAGGAGAUCCAGAGGAGAGUGGGGGAGACCGUGUACCGAUAUAACAGCCUGGCUGAGCCCCUUCAGGCCCGCAGGGAGACCCUGGAGGCGUGGCAGCUCCUCUUCCAGCUGUACCGGGACAUGGAGGAGGAGCUGGUCUGGGUGAGAGACAAGCUGCCCUCUGCCUACUCCCAGGACUGGGGCAGCUCGCUACACGGCACCCAGACGCUGCUCAAGAAACACCAGACGCUGCAGGAGGAGAUAGCCAGCAGGGACCCCCUGGUGCGUGCGGUGCUGGAGGCCGGGAACACAAUGGUGAAGGCCAGACACUUUGCCUCCAAGGAGAUCCGCGAGAGGCUGGCAGAGCUGAAGGAGGCCGUGGAGAGCCUCAGAAGGGAGGCAGAGCACAGGGGCAGGGGGCUGCAGGAGGCUCUGGAAAUCCAAGUAUUCCUUGCUGAGCUGUCGGAAUUAGGAUCGUGGAUGGAGGAACGGCGCCCGGCGCUGGAGUGCUCGGAUUAUGGGAAGAGCGAGGAAUCGACCCAAGCUCUGCUCCGCAAACUUGAUUCUGUGGAUCUGGAUCUGGAAAGCCAACGGCCCAAACUGGAGUCCCUGCAGGAGACUGGAGCCAAAUUGGAGCGCUAUGGGCAUCCCAAUAGCCAUCUGGUGAAUGAGAGCCUGCAGCCCGUAUGGGACCAGUACCAGAGUCUGCAGCAGCUGUCCGCAGAGCGCCGAGCGGCACUGGAGGAGCAUUGCCGGGUCUAUGAGUUUGAGAGGGAGGCCCGAGAGCUAGCCAGCUGGCUCAGUGCACAGAGAAGCACAGCAGAGUCUGAGGAGUACGGCCAGGACCUGGAGGAUGUGGAGGUGCUGCAGAAGAAGUUUGAAGAUUUCUCCUCAGAGGUGAGCACACUGGGUCACAGCAGAGUGAGGUCCGUUCUGCAGCUGGGGCAGAAGGUGAGGUCACCUGAGUGCCAGGAGAGAGAGGCGGAGCUCUGCAAGCUGUGGGAGGAGCUGCUGCAGACCAUAGAGGCAAGAGCUGAGAACCUGAGGUCUGCACGCGAGGUGCACCAGUUCGACCACGACGUGGAUGAGCUGAAGGGCUGGAUGAGCGAGAAGGAGGCCGGGCUGAGCGCCGAGGACCACGGCCACGACCUGCUGGGCGUGCAGGCCCUGCUGCGGCAACACGACGGCCUGGAGAGGGACCUCGCCGCUAUCGGGGAGGAAGUGUCCCGGACGAGAGAGAAGGGGGCUGUGCUGGGCCACAGGUAUCCUCAGGUGAGGGACAGCUUGGAGGAGAGGCUGGAGGAGGUGGAAGAGGCCUGGCAGAGCCUGCAGAGGAAAGCCAGCGUGCGGAGAGAGAGACUGGGCCAAGCCGAGACUGCGCAGAGAUACUUCAUUGACUGGAGGGAGCUAGUAGCCUGGCUGAAGGAGAGCCUGUCGCUGGUGCAGGGGGAGGGGCUUAGCGGGGAAGGCGGGGACGUCGAGCAGCACCUGAAGAGACACGAGGAGCACCACCGCGAGAUUGACAGGCAGCUUGACAAAUCACAGGCCGUGAAGGAGGAAGGACGCCGCCUCAUCGAAAGUGGGAACUUCAUGAGUGAGGAGGUGGAGGAGAAGCUGGCGGAGCUGGAGGAGCUGGAGGAGAGGCUGGGGCAGGGCCGGAGGGAGCGGCAGAGGCUGUACGACGAGGAGCUGGAGGUGGAGCAGCUGCGCCGGGGGCUGGAGCAGGCCGAGCGGUGGCUGAACGCCCACGAGGCCGCGCUGAGCGCCGACGUCUACGGGGACUCGGUGCCUGACGUCCUGGAGCUGAUGAAGAGACAGGAGGACCUGGAGACCAUGCUGACUGCGCAGGAGGAGAGAUUCAAGCAGUUAGAGGAGAAGAGGACCAAGAAGGAGCAGAGGCUGCAGCAGCUCCAGGGCCAGGAGGGCGAGGGUUCGAAGCCCACCAGGGUCACCUCUCUGCGGAGGAAGCUGUCGGACCGACGCCCUGCAGGACCCACCAAGUCUCCCACGCCCAAGCUGCCCUCUCUGCCGCCUCCCCGCAGUCAGCCCCCGAGAUCCAGCCACACAGACACCGUCGUGUCUCCCGUCCGGCGCUCCCUGAGGUCUCCCGCGGAGGCCACCCCCCCCUCUCCCCACCCCAGGCCGCUGGGGCUCCACGCUGUGAAAGACCCCUCCCCGACCUCCCCUCAAAAACCCCCUCUCCCUCCCAAACCGGCGGUGCCGCAGUCCCCCGUUUCCCCGCCAGCAAAUCCCGGAACCCCCACCUCUCCCGUGCAUGUCCUCGCUCGCUCGUUCUCCUCCCCGCCCCCAGCGCCCGGACUGCCGUCUCAUCCCGGUGCCACGCGACGCUCUGCCCUGCCAUCCACGGCAGGCCUCGGCCCUCCUCCGCCCCAUUCUCCCUCUCCGGGAGGCGGACCCCCAGAAUCCCCUUCCCCGGCUCCGCCUCCGCUGCCUCGUCGCCCCAGGGCUCUGGACGGAGGAGGAGAGGAGCCACCCAAAGUCAAGGCUCCGCAAUCAGAGCAGGACAGUGACAUUGCCCAGCUGGAGGGACCCCUGGAGGUCAAACAGAAACUUCUUGCUGAUGGGAAUAAGACCUCUGCUCUUCCAUGGGGCUUUUUCUACACUGUCCUGGACACAGACACCCUGAUCUUGUACAGAGACCUGGAAGAAGCGACCACGGAGUCUUCGAGCUUGCCUCCUAUUUGCACUGUGGGAGCAGUUUGUGAUGUUAUUCCAAACCACAAGAAGAAGGACUAUGUCUUCAGACUGACGCUGAGUGACAGCAGUCAGUACCUCUUCUCAGCUCCCAGCCAGGAGGUGCUGCAGUGCUGGGUCGAGAGACUGCAGCGGAGUGCCAACCCUGAGGCCGGUCCUAUUACCUACAGCUCCCACGGCAAUGUCAAUGGAUCACAGUCGCCCACAUCGCCUACUGGCCUGACACUGCACAGGGCUCCCCUCCCGCGUCCCCGCCCUGCGGCAGGAGAGCGUGCCUCCAGGGGACCAGGCCCCGGCGCUGCUGCAGAGAGACCCAGCAGCAGCAAGGACAUCCUGCCCCGGAGAACCCCGUCUUUUAAAAUGAAGCAGCUGGCCGAGCCCUCAGACCCUCCUGCUGGCGGGCAGCCAGACUCAGAGACUGGCACCACAACCCCAACACCGGAGACGGCGUCUGCUGAAACCCCCCCGUUCCAGGAGCCUCUGGGCACAGAUGUAGGUAAUGAAGAUCUCAUCCUCGCUGAGUCUGUGGAGGGACCCACAAAGAGGAGAGCUCCCAGUCCCCCGCUUUCCAGAGCAGGAGAAGAGAAGGGAUCCAGUGACGGUGCCGAAGUUGCCGUGGGGACGGAACCUCCCCCCAAGCCCCCCCAUACCUACUACAACGUGCACCACUACCCCGCGGGAGGGGAGCUGAAGGGCUUUCCGGACAGAGCGCACAGCCUUUCAGAGCGCCAACCCCAGUCCUCUGCGACUCCUGCACAGAGGAGCCUUUCCUGCAACACGGCGGAGGGCGGCACCAAGGAGAAGCAAAAGAAAGAGAAGAAUGUCUUCAGAAAGCUCUUCAAGAAGUGACUGCUCACCUUGAGGGCGCAGGGGCCACUGACGGACAGCCCCACGGGAAUCUGGACCAACGCAAAAUUUUCAGCACCUGACGGACGAAUCGCUGCAAAGUACGAAAGGCCCUUGGAUUGGCCGUGACUGUUCGUGUUCACUCAAUGCCAUUUCCUCUUAGUCCCUUGCACUCCCUGCAAAUUUCAAAUUCGUAGCAAAUUCGCGAUUUGGACAAACGUGUGAGGAUAAAGGGUUAGGGCCAGCGAUGCAAGAAAUGUCUUGGGCAGUUUGUCACUGUGUGCUGAGUAUCCACCUGCCGCGUAAAAGGAAGUGAAAUCCUUGAUGCCUGGGAAAUUGUUCUUCCAAACCAUGGCAAAGCAAUCAGCACGUCUCGAUUCAGAUUUCUGUCUUUAAAGUACACCACUCUAUAACAAAUUGGACUCGUAUAACAUUGACAAUAUAAUAGUAGCUGGCAAGAAUAACCCUAUCGCAAGAUGGGCUGUGUAAUGUUUGACCUCAAAGUGUAACAGUGGCUCGCCACUUGUAAAGCUGCAUACUGUAUAGGUUAACUAAUUAUAAAGGAAUGUUCACAUUUCUUUUGCAUACCUUGAGGCGAGAAUAUAACAAGCAUUCUUCAACUGACAACAUUACUGUACAUAAAUUGCAUUUGGGAAGAAAACUGUAAACCUUGAGGCUAUGAUGGAAGCCAAAUCGUUUAAUAUCGGGUUUAGAAGAGGAAAGCAUGACUCUGAUUUAAAUCUAGAUUUCUUAGGUACUGAAGCCUUUAAACACCACUUUGUUUUAUACUUCACUUUACCAAACCUGUAAAUAUAGAGAAAUUACAAAAAUCUACUAGAUACAAAGGAUAAUUCAAAUGCUUAAAAUGUCUGGUUUUCUUUUAUGUUUAAUAAACAAGGUGGACGGUGGAUUUCGAUUAAUCAAAA
Molecule: messenger RNA, 13509 nt
Organism: Lepisosteus oculatus (spotted gar)
Lineage: Eukaryota; Metazoa; Chordata; Actinopteri; Semionotiformes; Lepisosteidae
Gene: sptbn5
Product: spectrin, beta, non-erythrocytic 5
Biological process (GO): actin cytoskeleton organization
Cellular component (GO): cell projection; cortical actin cytoskeleton; cell junction
Molecular function (GO): actin filament binding; phospholipid binding
Source: RefSeq, a predicted model, not a curated record